CUUUGUCUUGUUUUUAUUCUUUGCAUUAUAGAGCAUAGAGAAUCGACCAAGAACAUCCCACUUCGCAUGGUGCCUGACUCACCACAACCCCGUCGAGAAGCUUAAAUUCCUCCACCCUUCCGCCUCCCCUACAUCCUUUGCACAUUGAAGAUGGAAAUUGCACCGGAUCCGACCUCCGAUCUCCACUGGAGCGAAUUUCGAGGUGCGAUUCAUGACAUCUUUGCCCAGAAUGCAAAGAAGCACCCAGAGAGACCGUGCGUUAUCGAGACAGCCUCCGAGAGCUCCCCGCGUCGCGAGUUCACCUACCAGCAUAUCAAUGAGGCGUCAAACCUUCUGGCACAUCAUUUAGUCCAGUCUGGCAUCCAGAGGGGAGAUGUAGUCAUGGUAUACGCCUACCGUGGCGUCGACUUGGUGGUCGCCGUCAUGGGAGUGCUCAAGGCCGGCGCUACCUUCUCCGUCAUCGAUCCCGCAUACCCUCCCGAUCGCCAGGUUAUCUAUCUUGACGUUGCCAAGCCACGCGCUCUGGUGGUCAUAGAAAAGGCUUCACAGGAGGCCGGUCCACUCUCGGACACGGUCCGCACCUUUAUCUCGGAAAACCUCAGUUUGAAAACCGAGGUCCCGGCGCUGAUUCUCAAGGAUGAUGGAUCAUUGUCUGGUGGUCUCAAGGACGGCAAGGAUGUCCUUGCUCCACAGGUACCUCUCAAGGCUGAGCUUCCGGGCGUCGUUGUUGGCCCUGAUUCAAACCCAACUCUUUCCUUCACCUCUGGCUCCGAGGGUCGUCCAAAGGGUGUUCGCGGCAGACAUUUCUCCCUGACUUACUAUUUCCCUUGGAUGAGCGAGCGAUUCAACCUUACAGAAAAGGACAAAUUCACCAUGCUUAGUGGUAUUGCGCAUGACCCUAUCCAACGUGAUAUUUUUACCCCCUUGUUCCUGGGCGCCCAGCUCCUGGUUCCUGCGAAGGAUGAUAUUCAGCACGAGAACUUGGCCGAGUGGAUGCGCCGGUAUGGCGCGACUGUGACCCACUUGACGCCCGCCAUGGGACAGAUUCUCGUCGGUGGCGCCAGCGCUCAGUUCCCCGACCUCCAUCACGCUUUCUUCGUCGGAGACAUUCUCAUCAAGCGGGAUUGCUUGGCGCUGCAGCGUCUUGCGCCCAACGUGCAGAUUGUCAACAUGUAUGGUACCACAGAGACUCAGCGUGCUGUCAGCUACUACGAGUUACCCUGCCGGGCGCAAGAUCCCGCUUAUAUGAACUGCAUGGGAGAUAUCAUUCCUGCCGGCAAAGGAAUGCUGGACGUUCAAUUGCUGGUCGUCAACCGCCAAGAUGCUACCAAGCUCUGCAAGCAGGGAGAAGACGGUGAGAUUUACGUGCGUGCAGCCGGUCUUGCCGAGGGCUACCUUGGAGCACCCGAACUGAGCGAAGCCAAGUUUGUGAAGAACUGGUUCGUCGAUAACAACAAAUGGGUCGAGGAGGACAACAAGAAGGUUGAGAGCAGUGGCGUUAAAGAGCCAUGGAGGGAGAUUUACUUUGGUCCCCGUGACCGACUCUACCGGACUGGUGACCUUGGACGUUAUACACCCGACGGAAACGUAGAAUGCACAGGGCGAGCCGACGAUCAGGUCAAGAUUCGAGGCUUCCGUAUUGAACUCGGUGAGAUCAAUACCCAUCUCACUCGUCACCCACUCGUCCGUGAGAAUAUUACUCUUGUCCGGAGAGACAAAGAUGAAGAGCCGAAACUCGUCAGCUACGUCAUUCCAGAAUUUAAGAAGUGGGAGGACUGGCUCAAAGAGCGUGGCCUCGAGGACCAUGAUGAGGACGACAGUAUGAUUGGCAUGCUGAGACGAUUCCGGGCCCUGCGAGACGACGUGCGUGAAUUUCUCAAGGGCAAGCUGCCAUCGUACGCUGUGCCAUCGGUCAUCAUUCCUCUGCGUAAAAUGCCACUGAAUCCCAAUGGCAAGAUCGACAAGCCGGCUCUGCCAUUCCCUGACAUCACUGAGCUUGAGGCAGCGGCCCCCCGUCGCUCCUCCAAGUCAUUUGCGUCCUUGACGCUCACUGAGCAAAACCUCGCCAAUAUCUGGGGCUCUCUCAUCCCGCACGUUCAUGCCAGAACCAUCGCCCCCGAGGAUUCGUUCUUCGACCUUGGCGGUCACAGUAUCCUUGCGCAGCAGAUGCUGUCCAAUGUCAAGCGCAAAUUCGAGUGCUCGCUCAAUAUGGCUGCUUUCUUCCGUCACCCCACGCUUAGGGGCUUUGCAGCUCAGAUUGACCACGUGCUCAACCCCGCUGCCAUCCACCCCAACGCUGAGAGCGUUGUACCAAACUCCCAAGGCAAUGAGAUUUCGUACGAAGAAGACUAUGCAGGUGACGCCGAGAAGCUGAUCGAGACCCUGCCGAAGAGCUUCACCUCGUCUGAGCUUGCCCAGAGCCUCAAGUCGGCUAAGGAGCCGACCGUCUUCUUGACUGGUGCGACUGGUUUCCUGGGCGCUUACCUCCUCAAGGAUCUCUUGAGCCGUUCCUCCCCUGCUGUUAAGGUCGUUGCCCUCGUUCGUGCCAAGGAUGAUUCUGCUGCGCUUGAACGUGUCCGCGCCACUUGCCAGGCUUACAAUGUCUGGUCUUCUGAGUGGGAGGCUGGCCGGCUCCAGUGCGUGAGAGGCAACCUUGGUAGUCCCAACCUCGGCAUCAACCAGGAUACCUGGGACCGUCUCGUCAAUGAAGUGGACGUUGUCAUUCACAACGGUGCCAUGGUCCACUGGGUGCUACCUUAUUCCAACCUUAAGGCUGCCAAUGUUCAAGGUACUAUUGACGCUCUGCGCCUCUGCGCCAGCGGCAAACCUAAACAGUUCGCCUUUGUCAGUUCCACUGCCACUCUCGAGUCCCCCCACUAUGCUGCACUUUCAGAUAGGCUCGUCGGCGAGGGCAAGGCUGGCAUCAGCGAGGGAGAUGAUCUCGAGGGAAGCCGCAAGGGCCUAGGCACUGGAUACGGCCAGACCAAAUGGGUUUCGGAAUACUUGGUCAAAGAGGCCGGACGGCGUGGGCUCCGAGGCACCAUCAUCAGGCCUAGUUACGUUACUGGCGAUUCUCACGCUGGAGUAACCAACACCGACGACUUUCUUGUUCGCUUCCUCAAGGGCAGCAUCCAGCUCGACUGCCGGCCGGAUAUCACCAACUCCGUCAACACCGUGCCAGUCGACCAUGUCGCUCGUAUUGUGGCUUCCUCGGCGUUCUUCCCGCCCGUCACGCCUCUUGGCGUGGCCCAGGUGACUAGCCAUCCUCGUCUGACUUACAAUGACUUUCUUGGCUCCCUUGAGUCAUACGGUUACAAUGUGCCUAAGGUCGAUUUCCCGACCUGGAGAGACGCCUUGGAGAAGUACGUUGCCAACGAAGGCCAGAAUGAGAAGGCUCAGCAUGCAUUGAUGCCCCUCUAUCACUUCGUCACCGGCGAUCUUCCCGCUGAAACCAAGUCUGCGGAACUCGACGAUACCAAUACUCGCGCUUCGCUUAAGGCUGACGCGCAAUGGACCGGGGUUGAUGCCUCUGCCGGCGCUGCUGUCACUGAAGACAUUAUGGGCGUAUACAUUGCCUAUCUAGUUGCUGUGGGCUUCAUGCCUGCGCCGCCGACUGAUAAGCAGGCCCGGAGACAGCUGCCCGCGUCCAAGCUUACUCCUGAGCAACGCGAGGCUUUGAGCAAGGUCGGCGGAAGAGGCACUCUGUAGUCUACUUAAUUGUCGUAGAUAAGCGCUUUUUCACUUUUGAGCCGUUAAAUUUUGCUGGUGCUCUUGUAUGAUUUUGCAGAUAUCCUUGUAGAAACUCGCAGAGUCUUUAAACUCUGCGGCGGAUAUUUGUGGAAGAUGAUAUUCUUCUUCUUCUAUAUAUAAAAGUUAGAAUAUGAAUUAAUG
Xylona heveae TC161 is the source of this 3891-nucleotide messenger RNA. Its product is annotated as putative alpha-aminoadipate reductase Lys2. Gene Ontology annotation, molecular function: phosphopantetheine binding; L-aminoadipate-semialdehyde dehydrogenase [NAD(P)+] activity. The transcript is spliced from 4 exons. Lineage: Eukaryota; Fungi; Ascomycota; Xylonomycetes; Xylonales; Xylonaceae. The record is from RefSeq and is a predicted model, not a curated record. Gene Ontology annotation, biological process: L-lysine biosynthetic process. The coding region runs from base 151 to 3708 and encodes 1185 amino acids.